Messenger RNA from Uncinocarpus reesii 1704, 1497 nucleotides. RefSeq names its product carboxypeptidase Y. NCBI's taxonomy places the organism in Eukaryota, Fungi, Ascomycota, Eurotiomycetes, Onygenales, Onygenaceae. The record is from RefSeq and is a predicted model, not a curated record. Gene Ontology annotation, biological process: proteolysis. The coding region runs from base 1 to 1497 and encodes 498 amino acids. Gene Ontology annotation, cellular component: fungal-type vacuole. Gene Ontology annotation, molecular function: serine-type carboxypeptidase activity. The transcript has 2 exons.
AUGGCUGCUCACGCUCCAACCAACGACGAAAUAAGCAUUGACAUGCUCACGGAAACUGGAAAAGCACACUGGAGCGAGAUCAAAGCUGCACUUCCUGAUGCUAAAAUGGCGGACUUUUUCGUCAAGCCAAGAAAGCAUUCCCGCCGACCCGAUAGUGAGUGGGAUCACAUUGUGCGCGGAUCUGAGAUCAAGGGGUCCUUCGCCGCCAUGGACGAUGGGCACGAGGGAUUCGAUGACUAUGCUCUUAGAGUGAAGGCUGUUGACCCCAGCAAGCUUAAUGUUGACCCUAAUGUCAAACAAUACAGUGGAUACCUUGACGACAACGCCAGCGGAAAGCAUCUCUUUUUCUGGUUUUUUGAAUCGAGAAAUGACCCGAAGAGUGACCCCAUCAUCCUGUGGCUCAACGGCGGCCCCGGGUGCUCAUCCAUGACCGGCCUCUUUAUGGAACUCGGCCCAUCGCGAGUCAAUCGGAAUAUUGACCUUGUUUACAACCCUCACGCUUGGAACAGCAAUGCCUCCGUCAUCUUUCUCGAUCAACCGGCCAACACAGGUUUUUCUUACAGCACCAGCCCAGUCAGCAAUACAGUCUCGGCUUCCAAGGACGUGUAUGCGUUUUUGAGGAUGUGGUUCCAGCAGUUUCCCGAGUACUCCGAGCUUCCUUUCCAUCUUGCUGGUGAAUCUUAUGCGGGCCACUACAUCCCUCAAUUUGCUUCGGACAUUCUCGCCCAGGGAGGCCUCAAUCUCAAAUCUGUGCUAAUUGGUAACGGUCUGACUGAUCCAAAGACACAAUAUGCUGGCUAUCGUCCCAUGGGUUGUGGCGAGGGUGGAUACAAGGCUGUCCUCAAUAGAAACACUUGUGCUCAAAUGGCACGCGCUCUUCCCGGGUGCCAACGAGCCGUUCAAUCCUGCUAUGACACUCAAAAUACCCGUACUUGCGUGAACUCCGCUAGUUCAUGUAAUUCAUACUUUCUCAACGUUUACCCAUCUAGCCGCAAUAUAUAUGAUGUCCGAUAUCCAUGUGAAGACCGAGCCAACCUUUGUUACUCUAUCGUUGGAUGGAUCAGUCGCUGGUUGAAUCAGCGAGCAGUUAUCCAAGCUCUUGGAGCCGAAGUCGACAAUUUCCAAUCUUGCAACAGCGCUGUCAACCGCGCAUUUUUCAACAACGGCGACUGGUCUCUUCCGUACCACCGCAAGGUCCCCGGCCUGCUCGAGAAGAUUCCUGUGCUCAUCUACGCGGGGGAUGCCGAUUAUAUUUGCAACUGGGUUGGCAAUAAAAUGUGGGCGGAUGCUCUUGAGUGGCCGGGCAAAUCUGAGUUUGCGAGCAAGCCGCUGAAAGAUGUUAUGCUCACCAAUGGUACGGCAUAUGGCCAAUUGAAAUCCCACAAGAACUUUGCGUUCUUGCGUGUAUUGAAGGCCGGCCACCUCGUACCGUAUGAUCAGCCAGAGGGUGCCCUAGUGUUCCUCAACAAGUGGCUCGCUGGUGACUUGAAAGAAUAA